This is a messenger RNA of Stylophora pistillata, 1143 nucleotides long. RefSeq lists its product as uncharacterized. Gene Ontology annotation, cellular component: cytosol. The record is from RefSeq and is a predicted model, not a curated record. Gene Ontology annotation, molecular function: mRNA 3'-UTR AU-rich region binding; zinc ion binding; quinone reductase (NADPH) activity. NCBI's taxonomy places the organism in Eukaryota, Metazoa, Cnidaria, Anthozoa, Scleractinia, Pocilloporidae.
AUGAACGUUGAGACCGAAUCGCCCUAUGGCGGCGACAACCGUUUGAUUCAGGGUAUCACUGCUCAUUUCAUGGUUCACACUGUAUUCCCCGUGGGACCUGGUGACAAGGUGUUGGUCCAUGCGGCCGCUGGUGGGACUGGAUCCCUAAUAUGUCAAGUUGCUAACAAUGCAGGAGCUUAUGUCAUUGGCACAACAAGCACAGAAGAGAAAGCCGUUAAGGCAAAGGCUUGUGGAGCGGAUGAAGUUAUUCUGUACUCUCAUCAAGACUUUGUCCAGGAAGUCAACAGGAUCACGGGAGGUACUGGAGUCAAUGUCAUUUAUGAUGGGGUUGGAAAGGAGACCUUUUACAAAGGUUUUCAGUGCCUUAAGAAACUUGGUACCAUGGUCCUUUACGGCUACGCAUCUGGCAUCCCAGAAUCUUUGGACCCUUUUAUUCUUUCAAAUGGGAAUGGGUCACACACUCUCUCUCACCCAAAGAUAGUCGACUAUGUAGCCACGCCCGAGGAGCUGUCUCGGAGAGCAAACGCUGUCUUUGAUUGGAUCACAGAGGGAAAGAUAAAAAUGGAAGAUUUCACCACAUUUAAGCUUUCAGAGGCGAAGAAAGCUUUUGAUUUGCUGGAAGGCAGAAAGACCACUGGAAAACUCUUUCUUAAACCUUGAAGAAAAAAAGCAGGGUAUUAAUGCUAAUUAAUCUAGCCUGGUAAUGUGAUAUUUCAAAAAUUGAUUUCAGCACUCUGAUAUUUUAGUCUUGCGUGAGACUUGUCAUUACAUUCCCGCUGACAAGCAGACUGUAAUCUCGAGAUUUCUAUAGCGUGACAGUUGAUAAAGGCGAAGACUGGAUCAAUCACGCAUAGAAAAUAGAGAGCUAACAACCUAAAUGUUUUCUUCUAAACCUUAUUAAUUGAUGAGUAUUAAUUAGUGCUUGUGAAUGUUAAGUCUACAUAUCACAUAUCACAUAAAGAAGCUUCAAUCUGUUAACCCUUAAAGUCCCACGACUGAGCAAGAGAAAAUGUCUCCCAAACAUCAAGCAGAAAAGUGAUAAGGGGGAGGGGGGGGGGCAGCUAGUGCUCUCUUCUUUUUUUCGUUAAUCAUAAGUCAACAAAACAUGUAAGUGCAGGAUACAAAUAAAAGGGUGCUGUGGUC